This is a messenger RNA of Populus trichocarpa (black cottonwood), 1185 nucleotides long. RefSeq lists its product as uncharacterized. The record is from RefSeq and is a predicted model, not a curated record. Lineage: Eukaryota; Viridiplantae; Streptophyta; Magnoliopsida; Malpighiales; Salicaceae. The transcript has a single exon. The coding region runs from base 1 to 1185 and encodes 394 amino acids.
AUGAAGCUCUCCCUCAAUCUUCAAGAUGACCACCAAAUCCAAAACCCUCUCUUGAAGGCCAAACUACCCAUUUCAAUACUCAAUCAACCUUUCACUUCUAUCCUCACUACCACCACAACAAACUCCAUUUCUGACCUCACUCUUGCUCUAUCUACGAACUUCCCUACAGGCCCUUCUCUCAAGCUUACCUACACUCCAUCCACAACAACAACCAUUUCUCCUUUCUCUCUCUCUCUUAAAUCAGGCUUGGGCCUUUUUGGUUCUCCACACGAUUCCCCUCUUGUUUUCUCUGCUCAGUUUUCUCUCCCCAAUUCAAGCUCCAACUUGAUUUUACCUUCUUUCUCUCUCCAAUUCAAGCCACAAUUUGGCCAUUUCUCACUCCACAAAAGAACCACCACUCCAUCUUCAAACCCUAACUAUGAUCUCAAUUGUGGGUCCCAAACCACAAAUAGGCCCCAUUUGGAAUCUGGGUCACCUUCAAAAUCUGAACCUGGAAAUGGGUUUGCCUCAGAUGGGUCAUCAGGUUGGCAAGAAUUGAAAUUAGAGCCAUGUAAUGGUAAAGAGAAAGAGGGGUUUGUGAAUCAUAAUUACAUUGAUGAUGCUUAUGGAAUUGGGUUUUCUCCGGAGAGGCAAUUAAUGUGGAAAUAUGGAAAGAAGAGAGGGUUUUUUAGUGGAGUUGGUGUAAAGGCAAAAACAGCGUUGCCACUGACUAAAAGGGUAUUGAUGAAUUUGAGGUGGGCUGUGAAUUUUCCUGGUGAGUUGGGAAUAAAAAUGCCCUACUUGAUAGUGAAUAAGAUUGGGAUUGAGAGGGUUGAGGAGUUAAAGGAAGUAAAGAAGGAAAAAAGCAAUGAGAGUAAUUUGGGAGAUUUAGAGUUGUUGAAAGGAAUGUGCUUUUGGAUGACAAGGGAUUUGGAGGUGUUAGAGGCUGAGAAUAGGGAGAUGAAGCACUAUUUAGAGAAUAUGAGACUGGGAAUUUUGGCGAGGAAUUCGCGCAAAGAGAUCAAUGGUUUUGUUAAGAGAGUGGUGCCAGCUUCAAGUGGUAAUCUUGGUGGGUUUGAGCAGUGGAGGAGCAACAAAAAUAAUGGAGAAGGAAAUGGGCAAAGAGAAGAAUUGAAGAAGCCUGCAAAGAAGGUGACUGACUUGGAAAGUGAGUUGCAAAAAGCUAUUAAAGCUGCUUCCUCUUAA